Messenger RNA from Zophobas morio, 4674 nucleotides. RefSeq lists its product as uncharacterized. Lineage: Eukaryota; Metazoa; Arthropoda; Insecta; Coleoptera; Tenebrionidae. Bases 1 to 4674 code for a protein of 1557 amino acids. Gene Ontology annotation, molecular function: nucleic acid binding. The transcript has a single exon. Gene Ontology annotation, biological process: DNA integration. The record is from RefSeq and is a predicted model, not a curated record.
AUGGCAGGCGCGGAAGGUGACGACAAUGCCGAAACAUUUUCGGACUCAAAUCCUACACCAGAGGAUGCAGGAAAUUUACAAAUUUUAUUCUUAAAAAGAGAUCGCAUUCACGACGAAAUAUCGCGUUUCAAGUUGUGGUUUGAAACAAACAAUCUAAGUACAUCCGCUUCUCGACUAAGAGUAAGAUUGCGCGAUUUUGUACGUAUUAAGGCUCAGUUUGACAAAAUCCAUUCUCAGAUUGAAGCUCUUGAUGACACCACCUCCGAUUUAGAACAAGCUACCACAAGACUUUAUUUUGAAAACGCGUAUUACGAUUUAUGUGCAGAUGUCGAAGAUGCUAUUGAACAAAAACGCGUUAACACAUCUUCACCUGCACCGCAAGGUAACGCACCUACGAGCACACCGUCACCAUCGGUGCAGUUGCUCCCGAAUGUUAUUAAACCGUUUAGCGGAAUUUAUACUGAAUGGCUACCUUUUUAUAAUACAUUUAAAACACAAAAGGUGUCUACAUUUACAGCGGCAGUAAAUCGCAAUAGUACACAAUCCAAUUGUUAUUUUUGUAAAAAAUCUCAUUUAAUUUACAACUGUGUUACCUUUUCAAAACUCAGUGUUUCGGAAAGAAGGUCUCAGGUAGAUAGGUUGAAAUUAUGUCAAAAUUGUCUCAAACCAUCGCAUACGUCCGAUAGCUGUAAAUCUAUGUCAUGUAAAUUAUGCCAAUUGAAACAUAAUACACUUUUACACAGUGACCAACCCUCUCAUUCAAACGAAAACCAGCCUAGUACCAGCGGAGUUUAUUGCUCAUCCGCCCUUUUUCCACAAGCCGUUUUGUCUACAGCAAUAAUUCUAAUAAAGGAUUGUAAAAACAAAUUUCAAAAAUUCCGGGCUUUGUUAGACGUGGGUUCAGAAUCGCAUUUUAUUACUGAAGCCGCCACUAACAAAUUGGGUUUAAGUACAGAAAAUGCAAAUGUGGUCGUAGCAGGUAUUCAAUGUUCAAAUACGACCGCUAGACAAAAGGUUCAGGUACAGAUCGAGUCGUUGCAUUACUCAUUUACAACAGCUUUAAAUUGUCUGGUAAUCCCAAAAAUUUCGAAGAACAUAACUGCCCGUACCUUUUCUAAAGAUGAGCUGGACAUACCUGAAGCGGUAAAACUUGCCGAUCCUAAUUUCAAUUUGUCACAGCCAAUCGAUCUGUUAAUCGGAGCUGGAUUAUUUUGGCAACUGUUAUGUGUAGGUCAAAUUCAAACGAUAGGACAUGGCUUAAUAUUACAAAAAACUUUAUUAGGUUGGAUUGCAGGAGGGCCAUUGCAUGGAUGCCCCACCAGUAACACUCGUCAAAAUCUACAUUGCGCGGUCAAUAAUGUCAAUUUAGAAAACCAGGUUGAAAAGUUCUGGAAACUUGAAAGUUAUUCAAACGAUGAUAAGCCGCUCACAGCUCUUGAAAUACAACAUGAGAACUAUUUUAUUAACAAUGCCACUCAAUUAUCCAACGGACGAUUUCAAGUCAGAUUAACAUUUAACGAAUUUUUACCAAACUUGGGGAAUCCGACAGAAAUCGCGCUCAAACGGUUCAACACAUUGGAACGAAAGUUCGCAAAAAAUGUCAUGUUAAAAAUAAAUUAUCACGAUUUUAUGAAAGAAUACAUUAAUUUGGGUCAUAUGCGUUUACUAGGUCCAUUGACAGAGCAUAGAAUCGAAAGUGAACCCUAUUACCUCUUGCCUCACCACGCGGUUUUCAAAAAUGACGGGGCCACUGAUAAGAUUCGCGUAGUAUUUGACGGGUCAGCCAAACCAUCAUUCGGAAAAAGCAUAAAUGCUUGUCUGAGUACAGGGCCAAAAGUACAAAACGACAUUUUUGAUUUAAUAAUUCGAUUUAGAACGUAUAGGUUUGCCUUUACAGCGGACAUUUGCAAGAUGUACCGUCAAAUUUUAAUUCAUCCCGAAGACAGACGAUAUCAAAGAAUUUUGUGGCGGGAUGAUCCCACACAACCGAUGCAAGUGUACGAACUUAAUACGGUCACAUACGGGAUGUCGUCAGCUCCCUAUGCUGCGAUCAAAUGUCUAAGAUUAUUGGCGGAUCAAGUGGAAUCAACAUUUCCAAAAGCUGCCGAAAUAAUCAAAGACAAUUUUUACGUCGACGAUGUACUCUGCGGGAGUUCCACCGUAGGGGAAACAAUGAAACUUCGUGACCAAUUAACGCAAGUGCUUUCCCAAGGACGUUUCACUUUAGCCAAAUGGGCUUCCAAUAAUCCUAACAUUGUACCACAAGAAACACCGAAAAUGUCUGUUGUAAAAUUUGACCAGGUGGACAAUGAAUCGAAAACCCUUGGUUUAGUGUGGGACACUCAAAAAGAUGCGUUCAAAUAUUCAAUCGACAAUCUUUCAACUACGGGUAAAGUUUCUAAACGAAAAAUUUUAUCGGUCUCAUCUAAACUUUACGAUCCUUUAGGCUUACUAGGGCCAGUAACAGUUCUAGCUAAAAUACUUUUGCAGGAAAUAUGGAAUUUAAAACUUAGUUGGGAUGAAACUGUGCCAUUAUCAAUUUAUUCCUCCUGGAAAAAUUGGCUGAAUGAUUUAAAAAUGGCGAAUGAAAUUACAAUUCCUAGGUUCAUAUUUGAAACGGAUGCCAGUGUCGAAUUGCACUGUUUUUCUGACGCCUCCAUUAAGGCGUAUGGCGGAGCUAUUUAUGUACGUUGCAUUAAGAAAAAUGGUCAAGUUAAUGUUAACUUACUUUGUGCAAAAAGUCGCGUUGCCCCCUUGAAGGCGACACCAUUGCCCCGUCUUGAAUUGUGUGCGGCUCUACUAGUAUGUCAACUAUGCGAUGCGGUACUUAAAACAGUAAAAGUUCCGAUUCAAAAUAAGUACUUCUGGACCGACUCUAAAAUCGCGUUAGCGUGGAUUUCAUCCCCCUCUAGCUCACUGAAAACAUUCGUGGCCAACAGAGUGGCUGAAAUUCAAAAUCUUAGCAGUAUAGAAGAAUGGCGGUACGUACCGUCUAUUAGUAAUCCUGCCGACAUAAUAUCGCGAGGCACAACAGCGAACAAAUUAUUAAACAACGAUUUUUGGUUCCACGGGCCUUCAUUUCUUUCAUACACAAACGAAUUUUGGCCCAUACAAGAACCGGUCAGCAAAGUAGAUUUACCAGAACAAAAGCAGACUACCUCACUCUUAGUAAACACACUUCCUGAAUGGGAAUACUUAAAACAGUUUUCUGAUUUUAUUAAAUUACAGCGCUCAAUAGCUUAUCUAAAUCGAUUUGUAACUAAUAUCGGGAAUAAAAAUAAUCAAAACUACGGGCCAUUAUCAUGCUCAGAACUUGAUCUAGCUUUAACAAUCAUUUUACGCCACAUACAAUCAACCGAAUUUGACGAAGAAAUAAGAACAUUAUCAAACAAUUUGCCAUUAAAACCGAGCAGUAAGCUUCUAUGUUUGAAUCCGUUUUUAGAGAAAGACGGAAUCUUAAGAGUAGGCGGACGCUUAAAUUUGGCUACCACUAUUUCAGAUUAUAAAAAACAUCCAUAUUUGCUACCGAGAAACCAUCAUGUGACAAUGUUAAUCAUUUCUCACAUCCAUUUAAGUCACUUACACGCGGGCCCCCAGGCCACGCUAGCGAUAUUACGGGAAAAAUUUUGGGUCCUUACAGGUCGCAAUGUGGUCAGAAAAAUAAUCCAAAAAUGUAUGCGCUGUUACAGACUAAAACCACAGCCAUGUAGCGAACGAAUGGGUAACUUACCGAGCUAUAGAAUAGAGCCCAGUAGACCAUUUUCUAAAACGGGUUUAGAUUAUUGCGGCCCAAUCAACAUCAAUUUAAAUCGCGGUAGAGGAAGGCCAAAAAUAUCGAAAGCCUAUAUAGCAGUCUUCAUAUGCAUGGCAACAAAAGCGGUGCAUUUGGAACUCGUGUCAGACUGUACCACCGAAAGUUUCUUACAAGCUCUGAAAAGAUUCGUUGGUCGACGAGGAAAACCCAACGACAUCUUCUCUGACAACGGGACAACUUUCGUCGGCGCAAAAAAUGAGAUGCAACGACUUCUCAGUUCGCGGAAUGACCGUAAUUACAUAAUAAAAUACUUGACAACUGAGCAGAUCAAUUUUCAUUUUAUUCCGCCUUCCGCGCCACAUAUGGGGGGUAUCUGGGAAGCGGCAGUCAAAUCUGCGAAAAAUCAAUUGAAACGCGUUAUUGGUACAGCUUUGUUUAAUUUCGAAGAAAUGCAGACGUUGCUAAUCCAAGUUGAAGCAUGCUUAAAUUCGCGUCCGUUAACCCCUAUAUCCAAUGACCCAAAUGAUCUGACUCCUUUAACCCCCGGCCACUUCCUCGUUGGAACCCCUCUAACUGCUGUUCCAGAGGACAACGUCACCGCGCUCCCAACGAACCGGCUCUCCAGGUGGCAACAAGUCAGUCGCACUCAGCAGCAAUUCUGGAAACGGUGGUCAGCAGAAUAUCUGGGCCAACUUCAAAAUCGCCCAAAAUGGACCAAGGCCAGCCACAACAACAUAAAGGUGGACGAUUUGGUGGUCAUUAAGGAAGACCACACACCCCCGCUUGCAUGGAAGAUGGGACGCGUCACUACAGUUCAUCCCGGUCAAGAUGGCCUCAUUCGGGUAGUGACAGUGAAAACCGCGAAUGGUGUGACUAAACGACCAGUGGUUAAACUAUGUGUGCUUCCGACCGAACCAUAA